Messenger RNA from Dentiscutata erythropus, 726 nucleotides. Lineage: Eukaryota; Fungi; Glomeromycota; Glomeromycetes; Diversisporales; Gigasporaceae. The record is from the annotation of a GenBank genome assembly.
AUGGGUGUUGAUAUUUGCACAGAUCAUAAUUCUUAUUCAGGAUCGCCUCCUUUGGCUUAUAAUAGCACUUCAAAUGUUAGAUCACGUAUCUCUCGUUCAAAUUCGUAUCCUCCGACUUCUAAUAACAAGCCAAGUGUUAGUCUUGAAGUUUGUACUUCAUACGAAUAUCAACCGUUUGAUGCUACUUGUACUUCAUCUGAGUUUCAACUGUCUAACGAUAUCAACGUCAUCGUUAAUAAUUUGCCAGAUGAUGCCGUUCCGCAUAUUCAAAUUGUACAAUAUAAUUCCGAAAAUAGAUUCAAAGGUUCAGGAAAUGAAUUCGAUAUUUGUAGUCCAAGGAAUGGAUCUGGUAUUUCCUCUAAUUUAAGAGAAAGUUCCAGAGAUUAUAAUUUAAAAGAUGAAUCCGAUAAUAAUAAUUUAAAAGAUGAAUCCGAUAAUAAUAAUUUAAAAGAUGAAUCCGAUAAUAAUAAUUUAAAUGAUGGAUCCGAUAAUAAUAAUUUAAAUGAUGAAUCCGAUAAUAAUAGUUUAAAAGAUGGAUCUGAUAGCAAUAAUAUAGAAAAUAGAUCCGAUGAUCAUAAUUUAGACAAUGGGUCCAAAGAUUAUGAUUCAAGAAUUGAAACUAAAGAAAUUAGACCUGAGGAUCAAAAUCCAGGAAGUAAAAAUGGAACCAAUAGUCAUAAUUCAGGAUGCUACAAUUCAAGUAAUGGAUUCACAGAUUUACGAUUU